Molecule: messenger RNA, 240 nt
Organism: Monoraphidium neglectum
Lineage: Eukaryota; Viridiplantae; Chlorophyta; Chlorophyceae; Sphaeropleales; Selenastraceae
Product: putative phosphopantothenoylcysteinedecarboxylase
Exons: 2
Coding region: 1-240 (79 amino acids)
Biological process (GO): coenzyme A biosynthetic process
Cellular component (GO): phosphopantothenoylcysteine decarboxylase complex
Molecular function (GO): FMN binding; phosphopantothenoylcysteine decarboxylase activity
Source: RefSeq, a predicted model, not a curated record
AUGAACACCUUUAUGUGGGAGAGCCCCUUCACUAAACAGCACCUGGAGGUCCUGCAGAAGCUGGGGGCGCAGGUGAUCCCGCCGGUGGGCAAGCGCCUGGCCUGCGGCGACGUAGGGCUGGGCGCCAUGGCGGCCCCAGAAGACAUCGCUGUGGCAUGCAUCGAGGCGAUGGGGCGGCGGUACGGGGCCGGGGGCCGGCGGGACGACGAGGAGGCGGUGGCCGUGGUGCCCGCUGGGUGA